CGCCAUUCCCAGUUUCAUUUAACAACACUGGCCCCCUACACGGCAACCAUGCAGCUCCGGUUUAGCUGACCAUACGUCUAAUUCUAUUCGAAUUUUCCUACCACCUGCCCCCAAAAAGCAUCAUGUUCUUUGUCAAUGUCUUUGGCAUUGUAGCCAUCUGUACAGCAAUCAAUACUGCAUGGGGGUCAAGCUUCUGUCCCUCUCUGCCCACCAUGAAGUGUUCCUGCCCAUCAGGGUGGCAACUGUGGCAGAAAGCGUGCUAUCGCCUAACUGAGUCAAAGGCUAACUGGGAGAACAGCAAGUCAGCUUGCCAGGAGAUAGGAGGCAAGAUGGCCGCCCCUCGCUCCCUUAAGGAAAUGAAUUUCAUGGCGGAGUUGGCAAAAAAGAAGGUCAACAACUACUACGUCUGGAUUGCUUGCAAUGACAUUGAAGUCGAAGGAAACUGGACAUGUGACGUCCUGGGAGAUGGCGACCCGUUCAUGGGAUGGCAACCUGGGCAACCAGAUAAUGUUUAUGAUCAAGAUUGUGCUGGAAUAGCUGCACGACACAAUGAUAAAAUGGAUGACGAUGAGUGUAUUAAAAACUAUGAAGCCGUUUGUGUUCGUCAUGCUGUCUGCUCUCCUAGGUCAACCCAACUGCGUCACUUCUGCUUCUCCAGUGACUAUCCCAGCCGAUUUCUCAACGCAACCUGCCUCUUCGACCACGUCAUCCGGGAGUUUACCACUGAGGGGGUUACCGCCUGUGGCUCGGCCUGCAUCAAGGAGCCCGGAUGUCGCUCCUUCAACAUCAAAAAAAGCGAAGGAAGGAAGCUCUGUCAGCUGAACAACAGCACGCGCUUGGACGACAAGGACAAGUUUCAAAACACCAGUUAUUUCUGCAUGUACUUGGAGGAAUGUAUCGGCUGAUUUUGAAAAUCUUGAAGAAUAAGUUUACAUUCAUGAUCAUGAUUUCUAUGUUGGAAAACAAUUUGGAUGUGGUGGUUGCGACGACAAAAUUUGGACCAUUAUUUGGAAAUUUGGUGAAGUUAAUUUUAGUAUAUACAUUUUGCUGUAGAAAAUAGGACUGAGAGCGCUGGAACAGUCAUGGUAAAACAAUUUGGCUAGUAUUUUAACAGAAAAGAAAGGUCUUCAGUGAAACUGAAAAAAUGGUCAAAUUGGUAUUUGUGUCUUUUGAGCUCAUAUAGUAUUUAAGACUUGGGAAACAUUGCCAUUUUCGAUUGUUUUGAUGUGUGACACACACACUUUUGCUUUCUAUAAAAAUCUUAAUGCAAAGGUACCCGUUUAAAGACGAAGUCGAAAUUAUCUACAGGCUCUGUUAACUAAGGAUGGUCAGUCCUGCACCACUCCGUUUAUUUGCCCAUCACUAGAGCAGCUUUCAACAUUACAUCCUAAAAUAGUAGGCGUUCACCUAUCAAAUGCAGUCAAUUUGAUCAUAGACGGGGUUUACCCGACAGAGGGUCUCUGAUAUCUUGCCACAUUGUCUAUAAGAAUCGUGCUGAUUGCCCAUGUACGUGUUGUUCAGGGUAUGUUGUUGUUGUGUUGUUGCUGUUGUUGUUAUAGAGGGUUAAGAAACGUUCUUC
Messenger RNA from Acanthaster planci (crown-of-thorns starfish), 1579 nucleotides. Its product is annotated as lectin BRA-3-like. NCBI's taxonomy places the organism in Eukaryota, Metazoa, Echinodermata, Asteroidea, Valvatida, Acanthasteridae. The record is from RefSeq and is a predicted model, not a curated record.